AUGGCAAAACAAGAUGCAUCAUCCAGCAUCAACUCUGCUGUCUCGCCGGCCUCUGGCGCUUCGACUUCCAAUCCCGAACUCGUGGACAGCAAGAAUCAAAUCAUCCUCUCAUCAGAAGCCUAUUCUCAAGAGAGCCCAAAGAAAUUAUCGCUAUGGAGAAGGUUCCUGGGAUUGUUCUGGGAUUCCUACGUGGCUGACCCACGUGAGCGGAAGUAUAUCCAAAAAGUAGACCUUCAUUUAUUUGUGUAUAUCAUGUUUGGUUACUUCAUCAAGUAUCUCGACCAGACGAAUUAUAGCAACGCAUUUGUUAGUGGAAUGCAAAAAGACCUGAAUCUAUAUGGAAAUGAAAGAAAUUACCUUGUGACUUUCUUCAAUAUUGGUAUUAUUAUCGGUACUGUUCCAGCCCAGAUGGUACAAAUGAAAUACGUCAGACCAUCAAUCUGGAUUCCCUCUUGCGAGCUAGCUUGGUCCUUCUUCGUCAUGGCAAUGGCAGGUGCAAAGGACGUCAAAACGCUCUACGCAUUACGAUUCUGCGUAGGGUUUCUGGAGUCCUGCUCUUUUCCCGGCUACGCCACUCUUUUAGGGAGUUGGUUCGGCCCAACACAAAUAGGAAAACGGAUGGCUCUCUUUGAGAACGCACAGGGAAUUGCAAGUAUGUUCAGCGGAUAUCUACAGGCGGCUCUGUAUAAGGGCUUGAAUAACGCUGGGGGUUUGGUCGGAUGGAGGUGGUUGUUUAUCUUCGAUGCUAUUAUUAGCAUUCCUAUUGCACUCUGGGGCUUUUAUGCGAUUCCGGAUUUACCUAGCAAUACGCGUGCGCGGUGGUUGACUGAAGAUGAUCGAAAAUAUGGGCUUGAGAGAAUGGAAUCGUUUGGAAGAGCAGCUCCGACUGGACUUACACUCAAAGCUAUUCGAAGAGUCUAUUUCGAUUGGCAUAUAUGGGUUUUUAUCUUCCCAUACUUGACUGUUGCAAUGAUGAACUAUGGAAACUCAUUUUUCAAUCUCUGGCUAAAAGCUGAAGGUUACAGCGUGGUCAACAUCAAUACCAUUCCAACUGCUGGCGCAGCUCUCAGUAUCGUUGCUGCGUUGGCGUCGGGAAUCUUUGCUGACAGAACUGGGAAACGGAAGACAACUGUGUCAAUCCUGAUCAUUACUGUCGCCGUUGGGAAUAUACUUCUGAGUGUGUGGCAUCUACCCAAAGGGGUUCUGAUGUUCUCAAACUUCCUUCUGUUUGUCGGGACCGCUGCUCAACCUAUCGUCAUCUCUUGGGGCCAAGAAUUCGCUCAGCAUGAUGCAGAACUACGACAGCUCCUCGUAGCAACAGGGAACAUAUUUACCUACUCAUUCAACGCAUUCUUACCAGUAAUUCUCUUCCCGACUUAUGAUGCCCCGCACUACAAAUUCGGCUAUCAGUCUGAGAUUAUCUUUGGAGGAUUGGCAUUUGCUAGCGUUUUCUUGCUAGAUUUCUUGGCUAAGAGAGAGCUGUUCGUACCUAUUUUCCCCUUCCACAGGUCUCAUAAAGAAUCUCGAGUCACUUCGUCCGGUUUGGUCGUUCUUGUUACGGAUACAAAUGAGGAGAGCAGCGAUCAUACUUCACCGAGGGAAACAGUGGCGACUGUGUAG
This is a messenger RNA of Lachnellula hyalina, 1620 nucleotides long. Its product is annotated as Pantothenate transporter. The record is from RefSeq and is a predicted model, not a curated record. The transcript is spliced from 11 exons. Gene Ontology annotation, molecular function: transmembrane transporter activity. The coding region runs from base 1 to 1620 and encodes 539 amino acids. Gene Ontology annotation, biological process: transmembrane transport. Lineage: Eukaryota; Fungi; Ascomycota; Leotiomycetes; Helotiales; Lachnaceae. Gene Ontology annotation, cellular component: membrane.